CAAAAUGUAUAUCUCUAAACCGACCUACAAGAUAAUUGUGAUUAUAUUGAAUGUGAUUUGUGCGAUUCUUGGUUCCAUAUUGACGUGGUUCGGAUCAUGGCUACACAAAAGUGUAGAUGAUGAAAAAUUUGAUCAUGGCGAAGAAUUGGCAUCCAUUGUCAUAAUGACCUUGGGAGGAGUGUUAAUAUUUACGGCCAUCUACGGAACAGUGGCAACCAUCUUUGAAUUUUCCAAUAUGUUGAUCAGUUUUACUGUCCUGUUAAUAGCAUUGCUGGUAAUGCAAAUUGUAUUGGUGAGCAUUAGCUAUACAGCGCUGAAUAGUGGUUCGAAGAAGCUGGAGCAAGGUUUUGAUGAGCUAUGGGAUCCGCUACAUUUGAAACCUAGCGAAAAUUUAUCCUUCUAUGAGGAAUGGUUACAAUGCUGUGGCAAAAAUAGCCCUGAAGAUUAUUACCUCCUUGACAAAUAUCCACCAACAAGUUGCUGCAAAGAUCACAAUUGUACCAAAAUAUUUAAUUUAUACAAGGACGGCUGUGCCGACAAAUAUCGUGAAUAUGUCAAAUCAAAAGUUGAGUACUUUAAUAUUCUUAGUUGGGUAAUCAUUGUGACCGAGUUUAUUGGUUCCAUUUUCUCUUGCCUUUUGAUUGACAGCAUACGAAAUUACAGAGAUUUGCGACGAUUUUAUAGUUAAAGUAGAGUAACCCCAGUCAUGUCUUUAGU
This is a messenger RNA of Musca vetustissima, 717 nucleotides long. Its product is annotated as protein late bloomer. Bases 5 to 688 code for a protein of 227 amino acids. The record is from RefSeq and is a predicted model, not a curated record. Gene Ontology annotation, cellular component: membrane. NCBI's taxonomy places the organism in Eukaryota, Metazoa, Arthropoda, Insecta, Diptera, Muscidae. The transcript has 5 exons.